GAAGAUUACGACUUUCGAACAACACCUAUUUGUCAUUGCUAGAUUGGUCAUUUAUUUUUAUAUGAGAAUUGCUUAAAAACUCAUAUUAUUAAUUUAUUUUAUAAUGACAUCAUAUGUGCGAGCAAUGUACGAUUUCUCUGGCGAGCCAGGAUCGUCGGAGAUUUCAAUUAAAGUUGGUGAAAUCCUGGCAGUGACUCGAACAGACGUUGGAGAAGGUUGGUGGGAGGGGAAGAAUAGUCAAGGAAAAGUUGGUCUCUUUCCAGCGGCAUAUGUGGAGGUAAUGUCGGCGGCGGAAGCACAGAAACACAAUCAGCAUGCUAGUGCUAGUAGCCCAGUUGCAUUGCCUGCUGCGACCACAACUGACCCAUCGAAUCGAUAUGAUCAAACUGCUGAUGAAUAUGACGACUGGGAGGAUGAUUGGGAUGAUGACAACGAGACUUACUCGGAAAUAGGGCCUAGUGGUGGGACAAAAACUAGUAAUCACACAGGUCUUGCUAAUCAACUAUCACAUUCCGCUAGCAAUUAUGAUAACAAAAAUCUGCCAGCUGCCCCAAUGGACGACACUAUCUCAUUAGCAUCUAUAGCUGCGCCGAACAACACAGCAACUUUAAAGAAGUCUGGAAUGUUCGGUAAAAGCUCAGAUUCGUAUAUACUGGGAUUGGGAAAUAAGGAAAAACUUUCUGAACACGAAAUUGUACAUAUUGCAUAUGUGGAAAGUUUUUGUUAUUGGCAAACUAAUCACCAACGUUACACUGUAAUAGUAGCCAGUCCCAAAAAAGAGUCUAAAUUUAAAGGAAUGAAAACUUUUAUUGCAUACCAACUGACACCCAGUUUUAACAAUAUAUCUGUAUCAAGACGGUACAAACAUUUUGAUUGGCUACAUGAACGUUUGGUGGAAAAAUUUUGCCUCAUCCCCAUACCACCGCUGCCAGAUAAGCAAAUUUCUGGACGUUAUGAAGAACAAUUUGUGGAACAUCGGCGGGUUCAAUUGCAAGAAUUCGUAGAUUGGGUUUGUCGCCAUCCUGUACUGUCACAAUGUGAGGUUUGGCAUCAUUUCUUGACCUGCAACGAUGACAAGAUGUGGAAAUCGGGCAAAAGGAAAGCCGAACGUGACACUUAUGUGGGAGUCUCCUAUUGUUGGGCCAUAUCACCGCCGGAAAAGACAUUGUUGCCAUCGCUUGUAGAUGCUCAAAUAGAAAGUUGUUUACAGUUCACGCAUGCAAUGGAUAUUUCGGUACGAAAUCUCUUGGCAUUAUCUAAUGAUACGGCGAAACGUUAUCAAACACAAUGUAAAAAAGAAUUCCAACGUAUUGGGGAUGGUAUGUCGGACUUGGCAAAGGCCUUAAAUAUAGACGAGCGUCGUGCACCUUCAAAAACAACACCGCUAUCAGAAAGUGUUGGGCGCGUUGGUGGUAUUUUCAUUGGUAUUGGGCAACUAUUUGGUGACCAACCUAAAUUGGACUGGAUACCACUUUCGGACCGUUUACAUAUCUACAGAGGCGUCCUCAACAGUUUUCCUGACAUUCUUUCAACACAUAAGGGUGCAAUGCAAAAACGCAAAGAAUGCGAACGUUUAACCUCUGAGCAAAAGAUGAGCAAUGCCCAAAUGACCGAUGUGAAUCGUCGCACCGAUGUCAUUUCUUACGCUGUAAUGGCAGAAAUGUCACAUUUUAAAGAAGAACGUGAUACGCAUAUGAAACAGGCGCUAAAAUCUUUUAUAGAAGAGCAAAUUAAGUUCUAUUCGAAUGUCGUUAAUAGGCUGCAAGAAGCUUAUCGCCAGUUUGAAUAAAUUCGGUAACUACAAACGUUGAUCCCUAAGCCACGGCCGCUUUUAUAUAAUUGCUUUAUUGUAUGUGUGUGUGAGAUUACAACAAUAGAAACAAUAGAGAAGCAGCACUGCACAAGAAAAUAUCCAAAACAAA
Bactrocera tryoni is the source of this 1922-nucleotide messenger RNA. It is a transcript of the gene SH3PX1, whose product is annotated as sorting nexin lst-4. The transcript has 3 exons. Lineage: Eukaryota; Metazoa; Arthropoda; Insecta; Diptera; Tephritidae. The record is from RefSeq and is a predicted model, not a curated record. Bases 104 to 1789 code for a protein of 561 amino acids. Gene Ontology annotation, molecular function: phosphatidylinositol binding; protein binding. Gene Ontology annotation, biological process: protein transport; plasma membrane tubulation; endosomal transport. Gene Ontology annotation, cellular component: cytoplasmic vesicle; plasma membrane.